Eucalyptus grandis is the source of this 904-nucleotide messenger RNA. RefSeq names its product pectinesterase inhibitor 9. Lineage: Eukaryota; Viridiplantae; Streptophyta; Magnoliopsida; Myrtales; Myrtaceae. The record is from RefSeq and is a predicted model, not a curated record. Gene Ontology annotation, biological process: negative regulation of catalytic activity. Gene Ontology annotation, molecular function: enzyme inhibitor activity. The coding region runs from base 57 to 695 and encodes 212 amino acids. The transcript has a single exon.
UGCGACCCUUUGGUACCGAUGAGAGCCACUUCUUCCCUCUCUCUCCCCCAACAAAAAUGGCGAAACCAAAACUAUCUCUCCCCUCCUUCUUCUUCCUCCUCUUCCUCCUGCUCACCCUCGUCACCACCCCAUCGCAAUCCUUCGUCCCCAACCACCCCAAACCAGCCCCCACCAGCUUCAUCGUCUCCUCCUGCCGCGCCACCCGCUAUCCGGCCCUCUGCGUCCACUGCCUCGCCGCCUAUGGCCGUGCCAUCCAACGGAGCGACCAUCACCUCGCCCAGGCCGCCCUCAUCGUCAGCCUCGCCCGGGCCCGCUCCGCCGCCUCCUUCAUGUCCAAGCUGUCCCGAGCUCGCCGCAUCAAGCUCCGCGAGCUCCGGGCCAUGAGGGACUGUGUCGAGAACAUGGGCGACACCGUGGACCGUCUCGCCGAUUCGGUGAGGGAGCUUGGGCGCUCGCGGUACGUGGGCCGGGACUUUGCGUGGCACAUGAGCAACGUGGAGACGUGGGUGAGCGCCGCGCUGACGGACGAGAACACCUGCACGGACGGAUUCGGGGGUCGGGUCAUGGAUGGGGGCGUCAAGGUGGCGGUGAGGGGGAGGGUGGUGGAUGUUGCUCGGGUGACGAGCAAUGCCCUCGCUCUCGUGAAUCGGUAUGCUUCCAGGCAUAGUCCGGCCACGGUGGCUGAACAGCCUUGAGUGAAGCAGAAGAUAAUAGCUUUUACCUUCUACUUUGCCUUGUUUUUUUUUUUUUAACCCCGUUUUAUGGGAGGUGAGCAGCACUAGUAUGGUGAGUAUUGUUCCUGGCUUAUUAGACUUAGUCGAUGGAACUUAUCUUGCGUUGCCAGUUGUAUAUUCACAGUUUACUGUCCCCAGUUCUAUUGCAAGCGCGACAAACCUCUAAAUGA